AUAUUGUGACGUAAACAAUUAAUCGCGAUUUGUUUGUUUUCGUUAUUGUUAAAAGUCUUUUUGCUUCUCUAAACAAUGGUGAAGACAAUUAACGUUGAUUCUAGUUUGUCCAAAUACUUCAACACAAUCGUGGAAACUGGGAAACCGACAUGCGGUAUUAUAAUUGGGAAAACCUCAAAAACCAAAGAUUACGUUGUCAAUUUGAUCAAAUGUCCAACCAAAGAUGCUGCAUUUAAAUUAGAUGAUCAAUGGGUUGCCAGCCACGCCGUCAAUGUUUCCCACAUGUUGCCUGGAGGGGUGACUGUUAUUGGCGUGUUUGUUGUUGCUGAUACUAAAACAGUGGAAGCUACAGCAUUAAGAAAAGUCGUUUACUCGGUUUAUCGAAGAUUAUCCCAAAUCAAGUCAAGUUAUGGUUUGAAACUAACAUCAGAAGAAAGUUUAUCGUAUACAGCCCUGCAUGUUGAUGUUUCUAGUGGGAGAACUUUGUCUUGUAAACAAUAUGAUGUGUUGGACAAUGGGAGCGGUACGAAACCUGCUGAUUGGAAAUACGUAAACUCUCCCACCAGGUGGAGCACUUUGAAAACCGAAGUUUGUUUUGACAAAUUAUUUUACGUUGAUUCUUUAACUGAAGUGAUGAAAGAAUUGAAGACUUCAUUAUCCGAAUUCAGUUGCGAUGUCACAAAUGGAAUUGUUUGUAUUGAUGAUGUCAUAAGAAACAAUGAAGAUGUUCUAGAUCCUGAACCUUCCUCAGGGAAAGGAAAGAAAAGUAAAAACACAAAUCCUUCAAAAUGGGGAAAAACUUUUCACUGCAAACUGUAUCUGCCACUUAAGGGCGAUGAAGAUAUAAACGAAGUUGAAGCUUCAUCUCAUAAAUGUUCGGUCCAUCUUCAUGGGACGAUCACUGGGUUGGCGUAUACGACGUCCAAGACGACAGUGGAAGAAGCUGUUCAUCAAUUAAAAUGCGACAUCAUUCAGAAUUUGUUCCAUCGUUAUAAUUUAUUGAAGCAAAACUUGGAAGAUCACAAAACUAAACUUUGCCCAACUAUGGACAUUGCAUUGCCAAAGCGAUUACUUUUCACUGAAGGAGAAUCAGAGAAUUUUUUGUUUUCUGAGUUUUUGUUCCGAAAUGAACCGAUUGCUGAAGGGGUGGAUAGAAUAAGGGAAACAUUUAGCCCUGAUGUAAAAGAAGAUCUCAUUCACUCUGAAGCUGAGAAGUUUCCAGAAAACUUGAUUCAAAGUAUACAAGCUGAGCCAGAGAUUGAAGAAACACCAGAAGACCUAACCGAAGCAUUUGAUCAACUAGAACCGACCAGAACAACAGACCUUCCAACCCAAGAGACAACCCAACCAACAUAUACAACAGAUGAUACAACCACCACCAAUGAAGAGGAGAACGUUGAAAAAUCUUCGUCCCAAACUGGAUCUCAAAGUCCUAAAGAUGAAGCUGAAGUGUCCCUAUUACAAAGCACUAAAGAUAUAGUAUUUACUCAACUAUAGGCACCAAUCGUUGUGAGAAAUGGCGUGGCAUAUUAUCCACAGUUUGCUUGAACAAGUUCGACUUCAUUCUACUUUCCCAGGGAAGCUAUGGAUUAUAAUGAUGUUCAUAUUCCGUAUCGUGGUUGUGGCAAGGAUAGGAGAUAUGGUCUAUCACGAUGAACAGUCCCACUUCGUUUGCAACACGUUAUCACCCGGUUGUUCGAACGUUUGUUUCAACGCAUUUAGCCCGAUAUCUCAACUACGUUUCUGGUCAUUGAUGGUUUUGGUCGUAUCUUCACCAGGGGUUUUAUUCUGCAUCUACGCAAGCCACAAGAUAUACCACGCUUAUGUUAAGUUCCCCCUCGCCGAGGAAGAAGGAGCGCCCAAGAGUCGCACUUGGGACACGGCUUCGGAAAUUGACCGCGGGUCUGAAUACGGUCGUCCAAUCGCGAACGGAAAAAGGAGGAAAGGCGAUUCUCCCCCUGCGUUCACCGCCCACCCCACCGCCCCACCUCUUUACGUUGUUAAGCGCCUAAACUCGAAAAAUAAUGAAAAACUUGACAAGAACGGAAAACCCGAAAUUUCUCGCCGCGUCAAGAGCGGGAACUAUGACGCACCCGUUCGAAAACGUCACCGUCGUCAUGGCAACGACGAAGAGAAAGAUUUGAUGGAGAAACGAAAGGGAUCAACGACUGACAACAACUAUACGUCUAAUGAU
This is a messenger RNA of Ciona intestinalis (vase tunicate), 2194 nucleotides long. The record is from RefSeq and is a predicted model, not a curated record. Lineage: Eukaryota; Metazoa; Chordata; Ascidiacea; Phlebobranchia; Cionidae.